Caenorhabditis remanei is the source of this 4002-nucleotide messenger RNA. RefSeq lists its product as uncharacterized. The coding region runs from base 1 to 4002 and encodes 1333 amino acids. The transcript is spliced from 5 exons. NCBI's taxonomy places the organism in Eukaryota, Metazoa, Nematoda, Chromadorea, Rhabditida, Rhabditidae. The record is from RefSeq and is a predicted model, not a curated record.
AUGGGCCACAGUCAAUCAUACGAUCUUCGGAAUCCGGAAACCGGAGAGAAAACUCCGGUGAGAGGAGUACGAAGAGUGAGUCGUGAACACCAGACUGAUGGGCAGUUGUCGACAGAGAGUGCAGAGCCGUAUGAUUAUCGAGAGGAAGAGCUUCGUGAACGGAUUCGUAAGGAGCAACUAGAAAAAAGAGAGAAAGAGCUGGGAACGAUGAGAAUCAGUAAACAUGAGACUCGAGAGCCCAUCAUCGACGCCUAUCGUUCCAGUCAUUCUCCACAACAGGCUGUCUACAACGAAUUCAAUCACUACGAUUCUUUGAAACAUCCAUCUCCGGCUCACCCGAACACAUAUCUCACACUGAAUAGAAGAGCUGAAAUCAACGAGGGACGUCGAGUGUCUAUUCCAACUGCUACCACUCGCUACGAUCAAGUUCCAAUUGAUCCGUCCCCACAACUGCCACGUCGUCAUGAGAUUCCAGUGACAACUUCUGAUCAUCCAUAUCGUGAAAUUCCAAUUCGUCAGGAGACUCCAGACUAUCCAAAUCGCACUUCUGUCUACAACGGCAGACUCUCCCCAUUGCCACGUCAAGAGGAAGUCGAUCCACACCCGAUGCCACGUUACAUUCCACCAAUGAGCCCGAGGUAUGAUCGAAUUCCCAAUGGGACCCACUAUUCUAAAACUACCAAAACAACCACCUAUACCAUUUCUCGUGGAGGUAUCCCCAAGUAUGAAGAGGUACCUGUUCCAGAUCCCGUAGUUCUACGAAAACAUGUUCCCAUUAGCCCCAAACCAAAACCAUACUACUACUCAAGCACAUCUAACAUUCCAAAGUAUGAUGAGGUUCCCGAUAGUCCAAGAAACUCUGUUAGACCUAGGCCAGCAUCCACUUAUUCUUACGCUUCCCCUCUUCCCAAGUAUACUGAUGUUCCUAUUAGUCCUAAACCCUCUUCUACUUAUUCCAAAGCUUCCAAACUUCCGAAAUACAACGAAAUCCCGACGAGAUACUCUAGAAGUACUGAAGUCUACAAAGAGACUCUCAUCAAUCCGAGUGGAUAUCAUACUGUCUCUCAAUCUUCCAAACUUCCAAAGUAUGAUGAAGUGCCUAGAAGCACCCUGUAUUCCAGGGCUUCCAGUUCUUCAAAAUAUGAGGAAACCCCUAGAAGUCCUAGUCUCCAUAGUCUUCGUAUUCGAACUUAUGAUGAAGUUCCAAUCCAGACAAGUCCUCGUUCAAUAACCCCCGUCUACGUCCCUCCAUCUAACCGUGUCCGUAUUGUUCCAGUCCAAACUUCCCCUCCAGUUCCCAAACCAAAAAUCCACUUGACCUCUCUUCAACCAGAAGUUUCCAAGGUGCCGUUGAAUCAGUCUGUUCAUAAAACUGUCUACCGUACUCAUGCGAUUCCAGUCAGAGUUGAAUCCGAGUCCUCUCGUUCUGAAAGUCCUGCAAAUGUUGUCUACUCGUUCUCUUCCUCGAAACAGAAAGUUCAAAGUCCUCCGUCUUCCGUAAUGUCCCAAGAAACUCCGAUCUACCGUACUGUUGUCAAGCAGCAAGCUUCUUCUCCAAAAACAUUCAAAAUUAAUUCUACUCAAACAGGGAAAGAAGUUUCCCGAAAUCAGUCUGUUGACCGUCAUAGAUCUCAACCAAUGGACAAAAUCACUAUGACUUCAGUCUACCGUACGGCUGUUGUGAAGAAAAAUAUUUCACCACCAAGUGAUCCGAAACCUUCACCUCGAAGAGUUGAGAAAAUGUAUGUAACGAAGUUGCAGAAGGACAUUCGUUGGGUUCCAUUGAGCCAAUAUGUCUUCCGACCCAUCUACAGCAGUAGUUCGGAUGACGACGCAUCGGUUGUUUCCGUCACCCCCAUCCACUCCCCCUCUCCGCCUCGAACUCCAUCUCCGAAACUUUAUCUGACUACUCGUGAGAAGGAAGUUUCACAAGUUCCGCUGUCCAGAUAUGUCAAUCGACGACCACCGUACGAUGUCCCGCCAUCUCCAGUUGAAAGAAUCGUCGUUCCAGUCACUAAAUCCACUCCAACACCACCUCCUCCAACUCCACCAAAGAUUUACUUGACUAGACUCCAUCCAGAAGUUCCGAAGACUCCUCUAGACGAUCACGUGGCUAGACCAAUUCGUAGAACCCCAAUCUACAGUACCCCUCCAUCUCCAGUGAGUCGUACUGUUGUGAGUCCUCAAUCAAGUCCAUCGCCAACACCUCCCAAAAUCUACUUGACCAAGCUUCAUCCAGAAAUUCCGAGAUGUCCACUAGAUGAUCAUGUGGCGAGACCAAUUCGAGAUAUCUACAGUAAUCCUCCUUCUCCUGUAGCCGCACCAACCACUUUGACUCCCAGCCCACCUCCAACUCCACCAAAGAUUCAUAUGACUCGUCGUGAUUCUGACAUCAGAAAGACUCCGCUGGGUCAUUAUGUGGGAAGCGAGCCGUACUACGGUCCUCAGUUUGUGAAAGAUAAACAGUCUGCUCCACCACCACCAAGCGUGGAACUCAUGGGCUAUGAGUCGGAUCUUCGGAAAACUCCUUUGGAAAACUAUGUGAAUCGUACUAAGUCUUACAGUCCGACUCCAUCGGAUGUUACUAUUGUCUCGAGGCAGACCCCUCCGCCACCACAGAAAAUUCACCGAACUGCUCUGGAAAAGGAGGUUCGGAAGACUCCAAUAGGUCACUAUGUGAAUAGAGAUCCAGUUCAGAAGACACCCGAACCAACCCGUAAUGUCGUUUCGCCAAUAACCUCCAGACACCAUUCGUGCUCUCGACAACUUCAUUUUACUUCUCUUGAGAAGGAAGCUCGCGGAACUCCACUAGGUCACUAUGUGAAAAAAGAACCAAUCUACAGUACUCCUGAACCAAUAAUCAUUGGGAAGACUGCCAGUCCAGUGUACGCUAAAUCAAAUAACAGUACACUCGUAGUCUCUCGUACAGUGACCCCGAUUUCUCGUACCAAUAGUCAAGUUUCUAGUCAUAGAUCUAGUCCUAUCUUGCUCUCAAAACAUCCACUAACUCGUCGUGAUUCUGAUAUUUCAUCCCACCCUCUUGAACGUUUCGUGUCCCGUUCAGUCACUCCCAUCUCGGUUGAAAAUUCUCUUCCAGUAGAGAAACCGAGAAGAUCUUUGGAUUACAAUUCAAAAUCUUCUACCAAGAUGCCAGCAAGACUUCAUCUCACAAAACGUCAUGAAGAAGUUCCCCGAGUUCCUUUGGCUGCAAAACCAAGUAUUUCCACUCACAGAUCCCCAGUUUAUGACCAAGUUCCCCUUUCUAUUGGUACCCAAACUCUUCCUUAUGAGCCCGUCAUGUCUCCUAAAUCUAGACGUCGCUAUACUAGAGUUGGAAGUGAAGUUUCAGUUGCCCCCUGUUGUCUCAGACCUGUCUAUACUCGCCCCUCUACCAUAAUCUCUAUCUACAGUGUCCCCAUCGCUGAGUCUCCAACACAUCUUUCCGAGAUUCACGCUGAGAAACGAAUGAUUGUCGGAAUCGAUGAGAUGCAGAAACCAGAGAAUGUCACCUACGUCACAGUUGCCACGUCAUCGAUUCAUGGUUCUGAAGAGCCACUUCAUCGUCACCCGGAAGUUGGAAGACAUCCAGUUUAUGUUGUUCCAAGUCAAUAUUGCUACGAGAGAGUACCACUUGCUACGAAAAGCAAGCAGACUCACAGUUCGAGAAGAUCUUCAGAAGACGUAGCAAAGAUUCUGACGCCACCUCAAAGAUGCAAUGUGGAGAACUGCACUCAUGUCGAGGUUCACGAUGAGACUCCAGUUGUUGCAAGAAGAAGAAUUAGUCAAGAUGUAGUCAGGGAUAAGGAGAAUCGUCUUAACAUUUUCGUCAACGAAAAUGACCUGGAGAAUGUCGUUGAACUCGCCAGUGAUGGUGAUUCCGACUCGAUUGCUUCUUUGGAAAGGACGAAGGAUUCAUUCGAGAGACUUCACUACGACGCCUACAUGCCAACGCUUUCAUUGCGCCAUCGCCCGAUGGUCAGCUUUUAUGACAAGCUUCCUUAA